UCCCCCUGUUUUACUGUGCUCUCUCCCGUGCAAUUUCACCGCAGUCCCCCUUUCAAUUCUCCUUCCUCUCCAAUUUGUGCUUGAAAUUGAGUGAAGGGUUCUCAUUAAUCUGUCUACGUGGUUGGUUUGUGGUUGUUGGGGUUGAUUGAAUGUCGCUGGAUAAUUUUGGUGCGUAGAAGAGAAAGUGAAUGGAAAUUUAUGUCUUGUGCCACUAUUUUUGAGAUUUUAAUUGGUUGGAGUGGAUUGAAGCUCAUCGUGAAUGCUAUGGUGGUGGGGUUUGUGCGACAACAUGCAGUGAAGAUAUAGCGGAGGAGGCACAUGCUCAAAGGGGUUUUGUUCGACCUAGAUAGUGCGGGAGUGUAUUAGAAAAUAUGGGAAGCGUAAAUAGAAACUGCUCUUCCCUUUCUGAUUCCAAAUCCGUGGUUUCACUUUUCUUUUCUUCUCAGUAACAAUAACAAUGUUGUUCAUUCCCGUCGUCGUCGAGAUUUGAAGCAUAUAUCAUUGAUCCAUUCCUCGUCGAGCAUCGAUUCGCAGUCGUCCAAUUCGCUGCAGUUCGUGGUGUUGAGGUGCUAAUUGCAAAUGGCUACAUCUGUUAAUGACAGUAAGCGUGGGCACUGGAAGCGAAAAGAGUUGUGGUUUCUUGUAAUUUAUGCAAUCCUUUUCUAUGUUAUCAUCAUCAACCGUUCACUUCAACUCUCUCGUGAUUAUUACAAACACCUACGCGGUUUGCGCCCGGGUUGGCUCAUAGCUCAUUACCUCAAUGAUGUUUCAGAUGCUCAGUGGAGGAAUUUUCGAGGAAAUAUACCUGUUCUUACUCUUGUCUUUGCAAUUUUCACUCUGCUGGCCAAUUUCACGAGGGCCUUCUUUAAUUUAAGAGUGAAGGGAAUGUCCAUUGUCUGGCUUUUAUUUUCUUCUGCCUACUUAUCAUAUCUUCAUGGAGCAUGCAUUGUAUUUAUCCUGUCAAUAGCUACUGGUAAUUUUCUUCUUGUAAAGAUCUUUGCACAGAAGGAGUACUUUCCUCUUGUAGUUUGGAGUUACAACAUAUUGUUUCUUCUCUGUAAUCGGAUUUAUGAAGGAUAUUCAUUCUCUAUGUUUGGGCAACAGUGGGCAUUUUUGGACAAUUACCGGGGCAGCUUUAGGUGGCACAUAUGUUUCAACUUUGUUGUUUUGCGCAUGAUAAGCUUUGGAUUCGAUUUUCACUGGAGUAAUCAAGAUUCUCACUUUGAUAAGGAGAAGCAUUAUCAACGUUGUCAUAUUUGUAAAUCCGGAAAAUCUUGCUAUCAAGUUUUACAGGAGAGAAGUCUACACAAUGACAAGUUUGGAUAUAUCACAUACCUUUGUUAUUUGGUAUAUGCACCACUUUAUAUUGCUGGUCCAAUACUGAACUUCAAUGCCUUUGCCUCACAGAUAGAUGUUCCUCAAAACACUAAUUCAGUUAGAAAUGUGACACUCAAUGGUUUCCGCUGGGUAUUGAGUCUUCUCCUUAUGGAAUUAAUGACACAUCUAUUCUACUAUAAUGCCUUUGCUAAUAGUGAUUUGUGGAAGCACUUAUCUCCUAUGGACGUGUUCAUCAUUGGAUAUGGCGUGUUAAACUUCAUGUGGCUAAAAUUUUUACUGAUCUGGCGCUUUUUCCGCUUCUGGUCACUGAUAAACGGAAUUGAGACUCCAGAGAAUAUGCCAAAAUGUAUUAAUAAUUGUCACAACUUGGAAGGCUUUUGGAAAAACUGGCAUGCUUCCUUCAACAAGUGGCUUGUGAGGUAUAUAUACAUUCCUCUUGGGGGAUCUAAGAAAAAGCUACUAAAUGUGUGGGUUGUUUUCACAUUUGUUGCAAUCUGGCAUGAUUUAGAGUGGAAGCUUCUUUCAUGGGCAUGGUUGACGUGUUUAUUCUUCAUCCCUGAGUUGGUUUUAAAAUCAGCAGCAAAAGCAUUUCAGGCUCAAAGUUCUUUUGGAGAAUGCAUAUUUCGUGAACUCAGUGCUGUUGCUGGUGCAGUGACAAUUACUUGUCUUAUGGUGGCUAAUCUGGUUGGAUUUGUGGUUGGACCAACUGGCAUUAACUGGUUGCUUUCUUCUUUCCUUAACAAUAAUGGUUUGCCUGUCCUUGGUGGCAUGCUUAUGACAUUUUACGUUGGAACAAAGAUUAUGUUCCACAUAGAUGAGGCAAAGCAAAGGUCGCCCUGAACUGGGACAAAUAAUUUUUUACCAUAAUACUUGGUGCAAAUAUUCAUACUCAUGUUUAGUGCUAGGAGUUUCAAAUCCAGUACAGAACAAUGUUCUUGACUUGGAGGUGUCUGUGGGUGCCUUUUUUUUUUUUGACAGAUUUCCUGAUGGGUGAUGCAUUAUUGUACAUAAAUUGGGAGCCAUGCCUUCUAAUUUUCUACACCAUCUAAUGUCACAGAAUACACGGAAAAAUGAAAAAGUAAAUCUGUUGAACUUGACACCUUAUAACACCGAUUUUUUGGUUUAUUGUUCUGAUAUGUUGUUUCAAGGUAUGAUCUUGAGAUAUAUUCGGUUCUCGGGAGCUCCAAUCUUUAGAAAAACCCUUUUACCCCUA
Glycine soja is the source of this 2551-nucleotide messenger RNA. RefSeq names its product putative membrane-bound O-acyltransferase C24H6.01c. The transcript is spliced from 19 exons. The coding region runs from base 580 to 2178 and encodes 532 amino acids. NCBI's taxonomy places the organism in Eukaryota, Viridiplantae, Streptophyta, Magnoliopsida, Fabales, Fabaceae. Gene Ontology annotation, molecular function: acyltransferase activity. Gene Ontology annotation, cellular component: endoplasmic reticulum. The record is from RefSeq and is a predicted model, not a curated record.